This is a messenger RNA of Anthonomus grandis grandis, 3223 nucleotides long. RefSeq lists its product as uncharacterized. The record is from RefSeq and is a predicted model, not a curated record. Gene Ontology annotation, molecular function: monocarboxylic acid transmembrane transporter activity. Lineage: Eukaryota; Metazoa; Arthropoda; Insecta; Coleoptera; Curculionidae. Gene Ontology annotation, biological process: transmembrane transport; monocarboxylic acid transport. The transcript is spliced from 7 exons. The coding region runs from base 152 to 1957 and encodes 601 amino acids.
CACCAUCGCAAAAUGCGAUCGGGACGCGGCUCAGUCGUACGUGGUGAUCGUUGGAGAGGCGACGCGACGCUUUUACGCUUAUGAACGACGUCGAGACGCCGGGCGUCGCCACGUGUUGUUUUUUUUAGUGUGUCGUUUCCUCGGGGUGAGAAUGGCCCACCAUCGGGCGCCUGACAAGAGGGAGGACGAGGAGGAGAGCGAGGAGAGUCCACCUCCACCCGACGGUGGUUGGGGGUGGAUGGUGGUCUUCGGUUCGUUUAUGAUUCACGUUAUAACCGACGGGGUCACUUACUCAUUCGGAAUAUUCUACGAUGAGUUCCUGACCUACUUUGGUGAGGGCAAAAUGAUCACCUCCUGGAUAUUAUCCCUACUUGUAGGAGUAACUCUAUGUUCGGGUCCAAUUUCCAGUUCGCUAGUAAAUAGAUGGGGCUGUCGAGCUGUGACCAUAGCGGGGGCUAUCCUAGCCUCUUUCUGCAUGGUGAUCUCCUUUUGGGCUCAGAACGUCAUCACUCUAUGUAUCACCAUUGGGAUCGGGGCGGGUUUCGGAUUCGGCCUUAUAUACCUGCCGGCCAUCGUCAGUGUCACCAUGUACUUCGAAAAAAAGAGAUCGUUGGCCACAGGUAUAGCGGUCUGCGGUUCCGGUUUGGGUACUUUCAUUUUCGCCCCCAUCAUUUCCAAACUAUUAACGGAAUACGGUUGGCGAGGUAGCGUUUUAAUAAUAGGCGGUCUAGUGCUGGAAUGUAUCCUAUUCGGGGCACUUUUCCGACCAUUGGAAAACGAGUCGGGGCGCAAGAAGGAGGAGGUGAUUUUGCUGAAGAACACCGAGGGUCAAGUCGACAUCCACGUGUCGGAUAAUGAUUUGAAACCUUACGCGCCCUUACAAUUGAACGGGACCAGUCAGAUGCAUAGGCCGCACAGUGUGGCUCAUUUCACCCUGCCAAAGAGCAAUAAACACGAACUGAAUGGAAAUAUACCGGGAAAAAUUAAGGGAGGAGAUGUUGCCAGGUUGGCCCUUAGUCAGCCAAUGUUGGGUCAGUCAGAGGUACAUUAUAGACAUCAACAUCACCACCAUAGACACCAUCACCACCAUGGACCCCUGGACCGUCCGGAUAUCUUCUACCAAGGGAGCCUGAUGAACAUCCCUUCCUACAGAUCGCGUCUGGACGUACGUCACGGCGACAGUAGCGCCACCGAGCGACGUCACUCCAACUACAGCCACCACAAACACCGUAAGGACGAAGACGAGGAGGACGACGAUGACGACGUCAGCGUAAAACUGUGCGGUCUCAUCCCAUCUUCGGUGACCACCAGAGACACCUUAAGACAAAUGCUCGAUUUUUCCCUUUUUAAGGAUCCGGUGUUCGUGUUGUACUCCGCGAGUAACUUAUUGACGAGUAUCGGGUUUAAUAUUCCGUACGUGUAUUUGGUGUCCAAGGCGAAAUUGAGCAUGGACCUAGAGGAUGCGCAGAUGUUGAUUUCGAUCAUAGGCGCCGCGAAUACCGUGGGCAGGAUUAUAUUGGGUUACGUGUCGGAUAAACCGUGGAUUAAUAGGCUGCAGGUGUACAAUUGGAGUCUUACCAUUUGCGGAGCAACUACAGCUAUUAGUGCCUUCUGUGCUUCCUUCUACACCCUGGCCGUUUACUGUGCCGUAUUCGGGUUCACGAUAGGGGCCUACGUGGGUCUCACCUCGGUGAUCCUGGUCGAUCUACUGGGACUGGAGAAGCUCACCAACGCCUUUGGUCUUCUGUUGCUCUUCCAGGGUAUCGCCUCUUUAAUAGGACCGCCGAUCGGAGGGGGCCUAUAUGACGUCACGGGAUCCUAUAAUCCUGCCUUUUGUUUGGCCGGCGUCACGAUCGCCCUUAGCGGACUGAUUUUGUUUUUGAUUCCUCCGUUGCAACGUUGGCAGCUGAAGAAAGCGAAAACGAGUCCGAAGAGGGAGUCCGCGAAUGAAAUAUAGCAACUAUUGAGUUCCUACUCAAAUUUGAGGGGAUAUAAUAGUGUGUGAGUGGCGGUUUUUUGUGAUUUAGGUGAGGAGAGCUUAGAGUUUAAUGUAGGUAGGCUUAACUGAGGGUUUCUAUGCUCCUUCUAUGUUAAAUUUGAGGUUAUGAGUGUCGUCAUAGUGGACUAAAGAGGAAAAUUCGUUUGUAAUAGAACACGUGCCUCAAAAUGGCUUUUUUUAUUGAAUAUAAUCUUAAGAAUCUCAACUCAGUUCCAGUUACAUACAUACCAGGAAAUACACCCUUAAAGGUUUUAUUUAGAUGAACCUCAACACCUUCCAGUUAACUCAAAAGGUCCCUAUAACGCUCAUAACCUUAAAAAGGGUAUUCCAAGAGUACAAUUUAUUUAAAAAAAAUAAAUGAACGUUUUUCUUUAAAUAAUUAAGACCCUGUAUCUUUACCUAAUGUCCUUAAAUUGUAGGACUAACAUACACAUACAACUUAACGAAAAAAAAAUUACAAAAGACUUUUGGAAUGCCCUGUACAUUUGAACCUUAAUUCAAAUCGCUAUACAUAUCCCAAAGUGUACUUGUGCGUGUAAAUAUAUUAGGAAAUAUUACAGUGAGUGCUCACGUACUUUUGUAUAUAGUUUUUAGGUUAUAUAUUAUAUUUUUUACAGGGUGUCCAUAAUAUGAGCAUCCUGUACGAGAAUUUUAGCUAAAGCGAUCAUUUAUAAGCAUCAGCUGUUCUUAUAAUGUGUCUGUUUUUUAAAGUAUACAGGGUGUUUAGGGUUCUAAUUUUCAAUUAUUUUUUUCGCUUUUGGCUCUUAAACCCCCAUAAUUUUUUCUAUAUUAAUAAAAAUGUACGAGUUUCAGAGAAUCACCUCAGUUCAAUUAGACUAUGAGCGAUUCUCUAAAAAGCAAAAAUUGAAAUUUCUAUAAGAGACACUCUAUAUCGCAAACAAUUUUUCUUGUCCUGCCAAAUUGUUUUAAAACAUUUUAUUGCCACACUGUUUACCACUCGUAAACUGCCUUAACUAGUAAAUAAAGUGUAUAUAACCACAAUUCUAUGUAAUAUCAUCCAACUGACUGUACAUACAUAUAUAGAUGCAAAAUAAUUUUCUAUUCUUGAUAAGCAUAUAUUUACAACGUUACUUGUUAAUGAACUGACUGUAUAUUAUAGCCGUUUCCCUUUUAGUUAUCUGUAAUUUUUUAUGUACAAAUAAUAUAUAGGCUAUUAUAUUCUAUUAUUCUAGUUACAUAUAAAUGUUUUUUAGAAAAAUGAAA